AUGCCCUGCUUCCUGGGGCUCGCGGUGAGCAUCCACACGCCCAACGGGCCGCUCUCAGAGCACUCGAUACAGAAGCAGAGCAAAUUCCACCGCAUCACGUCGUACAUCCCCGUGCCGCCCGCAAAAGUGCCGCCCGGCGCGACCAAGCCCGAGCAGUCGACCUUUGCCAUCUCCAUCACGCUGCUCACGCCGGGGCUCCACGUGCCGUACUCGGCGCCGAAGCCUACGCCCGAAGAACCCGCGCCCAGGCCGAAGAUUGUGGGCGGCCUGCCCGGCUUCACCAGCGAGCGGGGCAAGUACGGCGCUGCCAUCGCUCCCUACAAGCCGCUCACCACCUCGCCGAACGAGACGAUCGCCGCCUACAUCUACUUCGACGGCCGGGCAAAGGAGGAGGUGGCGACGCUGCUACGGCGCGGCGAAGAGACAUGGGUCAACUCGCGCUGGGUCAGUGUGCCCGAGUCAGAAGGCGGAGGGCUGGCCGAGCGCGAGUUCUUGUUCCGCGAGGUCGGACUCGAGCGCUGGCUCAACGGGCUCGAUCUCGAAGGCUCCGAUAAGAACGUGGCGGCCAAGAUCGAGCGGAGAAAGCAGCGUCUGGAGAAGAAGCGCAGGAAGAGGAGGGAAGCCCGCGGCAGCAGCGACGAGGACGAGAGCAAGCCAACGCGAAACGGCGUCCUGCGCUAUGGCGACGAAAAGGACGCGCCAGUCGAAGCGCUGUCAGGCAACGAUGACUUCUUCACAUCAGACUCGGACUCGGACGACGAGCCCCCUGUGCCGGAAGCCGCAGGCCAGAUCAAGGUCGCCUUGUUCCGCGUGCUGGCCUCUGGCGAGAUCAAGCGCGGAGAGUACUCGCCGCAGUUUGACGCACACGACGACGACGACCCGAACGGCGGCGAUGGCGAGGACAUUGACCACACGACAAGCUUCGCCAAGCCCAAGACGCUGGACCCCAAGUCGAUCAGCACGCAGACGGUCACUGGCAUCGAUCCCCCAGACAAGCCGUAUGCCGUCUUCACGUUCUUGUACCGCGGAGAGCGCCAACUGCGGAAGAUGGGCAUCCUCGAGACGGCCGACAAGAAGACUGUGGCAGCGUCGCCGGCAACUCGACGAAAAUCAGGACUGGACUUUGGCAGUCUCCAGCCUCUAGACGCGGCAAAGGGCACAAAGAACUUUGGCGGGUACCGCGACAUACAGUCACCAAAGGCCAAGCAGAAGAGCGAAGACGCCAUGGACAGCGAUGCGGACGACGAGGACGACGAGGGCGAGGCUCGGCGGGAUGAAGUGGACGACAGGGAAGUUGCGGCGGACAAGGGCAUGCUUUCGCCAGAGGAUGCGGCCAAGCAGGGCGAGCUUGCCGAGGGCGUGCGCAAGAUCAAGGUCGCGGCAGGCAACUCGGCGGCGGAAGGCUCGUCGUCGGCGACGACUGCGCCGGCCGAGGGCGAGAGCAGCGUGGCUUCACCGUUCAAGAAGCACCGGGCUUCGCUGCCCGGGUUCGACGAGAACGUGCGCAAGAGCCUGGGCCAAGCGCUCAUGGGGGCGCAGAAAGAGCGAGGGAACUCGGAGGGCACGAUCCCGACGACGACGAGCGAGUCGAGGAUGGAAGACGAUGAGGAGUUGUGA
Molecule: messenger RNA, 1617 nt
Organism: Didymella exigua CBS 183.55
Lineage: Eukaryota; Fungi; Ascomycota; Dothideomycetes; Pleosporales; Didymellaceae
Exons: 3
Coding region: 1-1617 (538 amino acids)
Source: RefSeq, a predicted model, not a curated record